Molecule: messenger RNA, 978 nt
Organism: Lathyrus sativus (Indian pea)
Lineage: Eukaryota; Viridiplantae; Streptophyta; Magnoliopsida; Fabales; Fabaceae
Source: the annotation of a GenBank genome assembly
AUGGCUUCGUUUUGUUCCAGCAUGAGUAGUAAUUUGAUUAUUGGUUUUUUUCUUUUGGUUCUUGUGUUAAUGGGGAGUGCUAAUGCUUCACUUUCGAAAGAUUAUUACUAUAGUUCAUGUCCAAAACUCUUUGAAACUGUCAAGUGUGCGGUUGAAUCUGCAAUAUCAAAAGAGACUCGCAUGGGUGCUUCUCUUCUGCGUCUGUUCUUCCACGAUUGCUUUGUUAAUGGAUGUGAUGGUUCGAUUUUGCUCGAUGAUACAUCAAGCAUCACGGGGGAGAAAAAUGCAAAUCCGAACAAAAAUUCUGCGCGUGGGUUCGAAGUAAUAGAUCAAAUUAAGUUAGCAGUGGAGAAAGUAUGUCCAGGUAUAGUCUCUUGCGCGGAUAUUCUUGCCGUCACUGCUAGAGACUCCGUUGAGAUACUUGGAGGUCCAAGUUGGGAUGUAAAACUCGGAAGAAGAGACGCUAGAACCGCUAGUCAAUCGGCUGCAAACAAUGGCAUCCCAGCACCAACUUCAAGCCUCAAUCAACUCAUCUCAAGAUAUAAUGCUCUUGGUCUUUCCGCAAAGGAUUUGGUCGCACUGUCUGGUGGUCACACAAUUGGACAAGCAAGAUGCACAACAUUUAGAGGCCACAUUUACAACGACACCAACAUAGACACUUCCUUUGCUCGCACAAGGCAAUCCGGCUGCCCUAAGACAUCCGGGUCAGGAGACAAUAACUUGGCGCCCCUCGAUCUCGCGACACCAACUUCCUUCGACAAUCAUUACUUCAAGAAUCUUGUUGAUAUUAAGGGGCUACUCCACUCUGACCAAGAACUCUUCAAUGGUGGAUCCACUGAUUCCAUAGUGCGUGAAUAUAGCAUGAACCCAAACUCUUUUUUCGAUGAUUUCGUCGACGCCAUGAUCAAGAUGGGAGACAUUAGUCCCUUAACUGGAUCAAAUGGUGAGAUAAGGAAGAAUUGCAGGAGUGUGAAUUAA